CUCCUGCGACCACUGCAAGCGACUCCCCCUCCUUCCACUACCCCGGUUGGAAGCAAGCCCCCCCUGGCGGUGCCUGCGCUAUAAACUCGAUGUCGAAACGAAGCCUCAAUAUAAUCCGGCGCGCUUGUGGCGCCUGCGCCGAAUCAUGCGCGGCACCUGCGCUGAUGAAGCGACAGCACCCGCGGCGCGCGCGAUAAUGCCACCGUGGCGGGGCGAUGUCUGCACUCUGUGCUCUGACGCGCCUGCGCAGCCGGCGCCGCCUGCGCCGCAUCGCGCACCCUCAGCUCCGGGCACUGGCGGGGGCGGACCGGAGCGGUGGUUGGACCGCGCGUCCUCGGCGCGGCGUCGCUGGUUUUUUGCACGGGGCAGGCAGCAGCCAGCUGGGCGCGGACAGCAUCGAAGCCCACGCUCGAGAGGUCGACCUUGCGACGGUUCACCAGCGCGCCCCCGUCACCCACAAGGUCAUAGAGCCCAGACAGAGCCCUUCAGUUUCUGUCGUUGUUGGCGUUCGGUAUCGGGAUCUGGAAAUCAGGACCGAGCAAGCAGCCGAGCGGCUUCGCCCUGGAUGCGAGGAUGGCGGUGACAGCGGCGACGUCGAUGGCGACAAAGCAACCCUCGCGGCCGCGAUCACGAUCAAUACAUUGCACAAAGUCGCGCGGAUCGGUUCCGAGUAAUGUUCCCUACUUCGUCCGGCGAAUAAGCUGCAAGCGGACAACGCCU
Prorocentrum cordatum is the source of this 720-nucleotide messenger RNA. Lineage: Eukaryota; Dinophyceae; Prorocentrales; Prorocentraceae. The record is from the annotation of a GenBank genome assembly.